UUCCACCAAGAUGCAUUUGAUGUAUUCUACGAUACCCAAUGAAUGUACAAUAGAAGUUUGUUUCAAUAUUCUAUUAUUUGCUCCGAGUCUUAUGCAUGCGUAGAAAUACGUAUCAGUUUUAGAAGUAUUUCUUUCAGAAUAAUUUAUACAUCUGAGAACAUUAAAAAACUAACAACACAAACCCAAAUGAUCAUUUGCAUUUGUAAAUGAAAAGACUUGAAGAAAACCCGAAAAAGCACGGCAAUACAAUAACCAUUAGGAUUCAUGCAACAGCCUCAAAAUCUUGAUCCAGGAGUGCCCAGUUGGAACCACAAAUCGCUGCUACCGUACAUAGAAAGAAAGAUAGCAGGGAGAACCAUAAAAUUAUUGAUUGACACCGGGGCUUUAAAAAAUUGCAUACAAGGAUAUCGUGGUACCAAGUCAAAUAUCUAAUAAAUUUCACACAAUGCUUAGAGACCGAUUAGCCGACUUUCAUCAAGGAAAGGGUCGAGUAUCUCGGAUCUACGGUAUCUAGUGGAGGUACACAACCAGUCCUAGCAAAGUAACUAUUCAGAAAUAUAUUCAACCCAAUAAUCUGUUUAGCGUUCGAUCGUUCUAGGGCCUAGCAAGUUAUUAAAUACUUUGCCUCUAUUGCUAGACCGCUGACUUUAAUUCUGAAGGGAGAAAACUGAAAAGUUUCUGCAAGCCAGCCUAAAAAGAUACCAAUUUCUUUCGAUGAAAAACAAUUUUCUGCUUUUGAGAAACUUCAAAAUGUUCUUUAUUUAAAAAUUGUAAUGUUAUUGUAUUCCGAUUAUAGAAAACCGUUUGACAUAACUACAGACGCUUCGGCUUUUGGUCUGGGUGCAGUCUUAUCACAGGAUGGCAAGCCUGUUCCAAUAACUUCGAGAACUUUACAGGAUAGACAGUUUAAUUUUGCAACAAGUGAACGGGAGCUUUUGGCCAUCGCUUGGGCUUUAAAAUAUCUUAGGAACUAUCUAUAUGGUGGCAAGACAUUAAACAUUUUUACAGAUUAUCAACCGUUAACGUACGCCGUGUCAGAUAGGAAUCGAAAUGCAAAAAUCAAGAGAUGGAAGGUGUUUAAUGACGAACAUUAUGCAUACAAUUUUCUAUAAGAAAAAGAAUGAGAACUAUGUUGCCGAUGCACUAUCCAGGCAGGCUUUUUAUAUUAUAGAAAACGAGCCCCAGUCAGACAUGGCAACAAUACAUAGCGAAAUUUCAUCGACUUAUACAAUCGAAACUAUCGACAAGCCGGUUAAUUGCCUCAGAAACCUAAUAAUAAUAGAUAAGGGGCACCGCAGACUAAACUCGAACUUUUGUUAUUUUCGGGAGCAUAUCAAGGCAUAUAAUACAAUUUCUAAACAAAGAGACUUUACUCGGAAGAAUUCGUGAUGUGGCUAAGCCGGGUGUUGUGAAUGCAAUACACUGCGAAUUAACUGUACAGGGUAUCAUUCAAAAUAGUAUUGUGUUUGAGUUUCCAGCAACAACUACCCGACACUAUGAAAAUCGUUUUAAUAAAGCCGAGCAAGGGGAAAUAGUAUCUAUGGAGCAAACAGAGCGCUUAGGACAGCACAGGAGAAUGUAUAACAAAUGCUUCAAUACUUCUUUUUCCCUAAAAUUUCACAAUUAGUCGAUAGUUUUGUAGCUAACUGCUUGGUUUGUUAAAAAGCAUGUAGGCGAGACAUUGCAUAUUGAUAUAUUUUCCAUGGACAGGAACUUCUUUCUGACAUGUAUUGAUAAACUUGCCAUUCGCUAUUGUGCAACCCAUUGGCUCUCGAUAACGGAUUUAGAACCUGAAAUUAUGCAAUUAAUGAACUUCCCCAUUUAAAGACAGUAUUUUGUAACAAUGAGCCGUCGAUAAACUCCGAGUCGAUCAAGUCACUUUUAAUAAGUCGUUUCAAUGUUGAGAUAGCGAACACACCACCACUUCAUAGUUUGUCAAACGGACAGGUGGAAACACACACACAGCACGCUUUUAAAAAUAGCUCGAUGCCUGAAACUUGAAAGUGGCAUCAACCUAAAUCUUUAGGCAACAAUAAAAUACAAUACUACUAAAUAAAACUGUGCAUUCAGUCACUAAUAACAGACCGAUCGACACUAUUUAUUGAACUCCUCCCUAAAUGACAAGCGAAAUAGUAGAAAUAGUUAAUGAAGCUCAAGAAAAACAGCUAUGAAGAGAAAACAUGACAAGACGACACAGAACCUUUGAGGUAGGAGAAACCGUCUUGGUAAAACAAAACAAUCGCUUGGGAAAUAAACCAACCCCACGGUAUAAGAAAGAAAUAAUGAAAGCAGACCUCGGGACAACGGUCCUCAUAAAAUGGAGGGUCGUUUAUACAGAUAAUCUACGCUAUGUUCGUCGAAUAUCAUUAUCUUUACUUUUUAAGUGAUACUACCUUUCCUUGUGUGACCAUCGCCAGGUAAAAUGUACAAUUUGAGUGGAUCAUAUACUUCGCCGCAAGAUGAUGUUCUGUCUGAAAGAGCUCCCCCAUCCAGGCAACUUCGUGACAAAAUUCCAGCGCGUUUGGUGCUUUAUUUCCUGUCGUGGUCUGGCUUUCUGGUCUCUUUUAUGAUGCGCAAUGAUAUGAAUUUUGCAUUGGUAGCAAUGAUGUCGAACGACAAUUCAACAAAAAAGCAAUCUGUUAACGAAUCGCAGCAAAUUCUGGGUAGUGGCACUGAUGACCAAAGAACAAUAGUGAAAUCUGUUAUUAUAAGUUCUUUCUAUUGGUGCUAUGUGUUAUCCCAGGUGGUUGGAGGGGUUGCCACAGAAUUGUUUGGAACCAAGUGCGUAUUUGGAUGGUCACAGUUAGCAACAGCUUUAUGUAGUUUUAUGAUGCCGUCAGCCGGACAAUUACAUUACAUAGCUGUUAUUGUGUUACGGUCUAUUCAGGGAUUUGCCUCCGGUUUGACGUGGCCUGCCAUGUAUGCAAUAGUUGGAUAUUGGAUACCCCUUACGGAACGUUCACGUUUUAUGUCAAGCUUUCAAGGUUUUAGCAUUGGUAUUGGUUUAACGUAUCCGUUGUGCGGAUUUAUUUUAUCAGAAUGGGGUUGGCCUUAUAUUUUUUAUACUACUGGUACUUUAGGGCUUGGAUGGUGUAUACUAUGGUAUUUACUUGCUUUUAAUACACCACGCGAGCACCCUCGUAUUGCUGAAGAUGAAUUAAAUUAUAUAGAACUUAACGUAAGAAACGAGGUAAACAGCAAUGUCAAAAUUAAAGUCCCUUGGCUGCAAAUAUUCAAAUCCAUACCUGCUUGGGCAAUUGCUGUAACAACUUUUGGUCGAAUAUUUCUUCAUUACAUUUUUAUUGUUAAUGGUCCGACAUUUAUGGGAAGUGUUUUAAAAUUUAAUUUUGAAACAAAUGGUUUUCUUUCUGGAGUUCCAUUUAUUUGCUCAUAUAUAUCAUCAGUUUUUUUUUGUUAUAUUGCCGACAAAAUAGUAUUGUAUAAGGUUUUAAGUCUUUCUAAUGUAAGAAAAGUAUUUACUGCUCUAUCACAAAUUAUUCCAGGGGUGUUAAUAUACUGUAUCGGUUAUAUAGACAAUGUGUACAUUUUGUUAACGGUAUGGUUUAUAGCGGUGAUAUUUAUUACUGCAUCUUAUGCUGGAGCUAUGGCCAAUAUAAUUGACUUAGCGCCAAAUCAUGGUCAUUCCGCCGCUGUUUUAGCAUUUUGCCAAACAAUUCAUAUGUCUGCGUCCUUUAUAUCUCCACUGACGGCUGGAUUUAUCGUCACACAAGAGGACUCUAUUGAUCAAUGGCGAAGAGUGUUUGAGGUGUCCGCAAUUAUUUCAAUACUGACGUAUCUAAUCUAUCAAUGUUUCGGGACUGCAGAAAUACAGACGUGGAAUAAAGGGAUACCAGUAGAUGAUGAUGAUUCAGAUGAAGGAAAGGUUUUAUCGACAGUAAAGGAUAAUUUCGAUAAUACCGUUGGACCAAUUUAAAAAUAUCGCACUUAGAAUAAUAAACUGUUUAUACAAGAUUUGAUAUACUGUUAUAUGUUCGCUGUUAUUGAAAUAAAAUAUCACAAAUAUUUUAUUGUA
This is a messenger RNA of Drosophila santomea, 4033 nucleotides long. RefSeq names its product sialin (gene MFS17). Bases 2423 to 3934 code for a protein of 503 amino acids. The record is from RefSeq and is a predicted model, not a curated record. Gene Ontology annotation, biological process: transmembrane transport; monoatomic anion transport. Gene Ontology annotation, molecular function: transmembrane transporter activity. NCBI's taxonomy places the organism in Eukaryota, Metazoa, Arthropoda, Insecta, Diptera, Drosophilidae. Gene Ontology annotation, cellular component: plasma membrane. The transcript is spliced from 7 exons.